AUGGAGCGUGGAACAAAGUCACUUCAAGAGCUGGAAUGGGAUGGAUCCUUCAACAACCACAAACAGCGGAGACAUGAAUUAUUGGAGGAAAUAGAAACAGGGGAGGGGUGCGAAACAGGGGAGGCACGAAGAGGAGCAAGGGAAAGGAAGGAGGGAGGAAGGGAGGUGGCGGCUGGCUGGGCGGCGCGGCAGGGUUGCGCCGGUGGUUCAGCACGGCAGGGCCGCGAGGGAGAUGGUGGAUGGGGGCGGCGCAAAAACUGGAAAAAGAGAGGGGAGUGCGAGGGAGAAGACGGGGGUGCAGGGGUGGCGGUGGUGGAUGUGAGAGGUGGUUGGAGAAGCUCGGUGAUUGAGGGUGGCAGCGAGAGUGGUUGGGGUUGGUGGUUGUGGCACGGUGGUGCGGCGAGGGGAAGAAAGAAGGAGGCAGGGGAGGGGAGCAGGGAUGCGACAGAGGAGGGAGCAAGGGGGAGUACGGUGGUGGUCGAGUGA
Molecule: messenger RNA, 486 nt
Organism: Spinacia oleracea (spinach)
Lineage: Eukaryota; Viridiplantae; Streptophyta; Magnoliopsida; Caryophyllales; Amaranthaceae
Product: hyphally regulated cell wall protein 1-like
Exons: 2
Coding region: 1-486 (161 amino acids)
Source: RefSeq, a predicted model, not a curated record